This is a messenger RNA of Suillus bovinus, 2210 nucleotides long. RefSeq lists its product as uncharacterized. The transcript is spliced from 5 exons. The coding region runs from base 119 to 2005 and encodes 628 amino acids. NCBI's taxonomy places the organism in Eukaryota, Fungi, Basidiomycota, Agaricomycetes, Boletales, Suillaceae. The record is from RefSeq and is a predicted model, not a curated record.
CUCACCUAGCGUGUGAACAUGACGCCUCGAGAGGAUUGCCGCACUACUAGAUAUCCUUAGAUUUGGUCGACCUACAACAAACCCAGUCAUUGCAUAUCACCGCUCAUUUUUACCGAGAAUGAUCUCAGAGAGACUGCUUUCACAGCUGCCACAGGAUAUACAGAGGCUGGUCCGGGGAGUGUCGAAUCGUUCCGUAGCAGACUUCGAGAAGCUCUGUGAUCGAAUUGCGAAUUGCUCCGCAUCCGAAAUACGUAUCCUGCAGCCAGCACUCUACAUGCAUCUCGACCCAGAUCGCAUUCCUGAAAAGUCGACUCCUGCCGCCGCCACCGAUAUUGAGCUCGCCCGGUGGUCACUUUCCGGGAUCAUAAAAUCAUUUAACCACUGUCUUGGCACUGGCCCAAGAGAAUACCUAAUUUCCACCUGGAACCGUGUUGCUCUCUGGCUUAUCUUCUUUCACAACCAGUUUGUUAUGCGCAGGGCCAAUUAUAGGCCGAUCAGCAGGAGGCUUGCUGUCGACCUGGUUGGUUGUUUGUUGCAUUUUAGCGUGGCCGCCGCAAGCGGCAGGGAUGCAGUAUUGAUCACUACCACGCCCGCCCUUUACUACCCGAUCGUAGAAUCAUGGUUACUCGCUCUCAAAAUAAAAGAUGAGGAUGUGCUGGUCAUUGACCAGCAUCCUUAUUAUCGAUCGUCAUUUGGCCUUCAAUUCGCUUCUAUUGAAUUUAUCCUCCCCGUGGCGCGUAUAGUAUGCAUGAAGGACAAAGCCUUUAUGACCACCAUGCUCGAAGUGUCGGGCGACAUUGGCAGACUCGUUUCUACAGCUCUAGGAUAUGUGAUACACAUAGGAUCAAUGGCACAGGACCCUAAAAAAGUCACAGACCCUCGGAGGUCCCUCGGGGCGCUUGCGCACACAUUCUCGAACUGUGUUAUUGUUAUUUUCGAACUAAGCAAGCACAGCGCCGCAGUGCGGGAAGAAUUCAUCUUACAACUAUCCGUUAAAAAGAUUUUCUUGAAUUGCCGCGCUUUCCAGCUCCUUCUUUCUUCUAUAGAGAGAAUGGAUCCCACAGCCGGCAAAUUGUCAUUCGUCUGGAGUUUCGAUUACCUCGUUCUUCUGCUUGCCCGUGCCAAUAACACAAUCCCAGUGUUAUAUCAAGCUCUCCACUCAAAUGCCUUCGAAACGGCCAUGAGUAUCAAAGGGCCUCCUGUGGAAGCAGACAAAUAUUGUCACAAGAAAAGCUUUCUUGUGAUCUUACAUGGUUACCUCGUCUACGACAAAAUCUUGACCUAUGCGUGCACACAUGUGGAUGCCUGGUCUAGUGCUUUCACACCAAAUGUGAUACAAGACGAAACCGUCCGAAAGGGCUGGUUGGCAGUCAAGAUGAAGAUACGAUUGUAUGCCAGUCUCAAGUCUAGGGAGGAAAUGAUGAGGCGGCCAUCACCUAAUGAAAAGGGCUGGAUUUUACGAUGUUAUUGUGGUGAUACCAGGGAGGAUAUUCAGCUUAAGCAAUGCUCGGAAUGUCAGGUUGUGCGGUACUGCUCAAAGCGAUGCCAGCGUGACUCUUGGUACACUCAUCACAGGUGGAGCUGUAAAUUUUUGAAGGCAGCUGUUGGUUCAUCGACAUCGCACUACGUGAAACGCAGUCUCUGCCUGCUAUCUGGCUUAGAAGAUCACGUGAUCUCGUGUAAAUGGGAGGAUAUUCAGAGCCAGGUAGAUGCUGCUCGACGCGAGUAUCCGCAAGAUCAGGACCGACUCGUUGUCAAGGUCACUGUACAUCAGGAAGAAGUAUCAGUCAGACCUCUUCGGGACUACCUCUUUCUGUUCAAUGGUCUUUCUGAAAAUGAGGUCGUGGAUCGCUUAUCGUCAUGGCCAGAUCCAAGGGGCCAUCUUCGACGGCCAUUUUGUUGUUCGGUUAUCGCAAUAUACGAUCGGCAUUCAUCCCAGCAGAUCUUAUUCAGUCCACGUACUGCAUUAGACAUGGAGACAGUACGACUCAGCGGAAAUCGAUGAAUGAGUCGAAUCUCGAACUGUGUUAUGGUUAUUUUCAGGUCAUUCGAUUCGGAGCCCAAUUACCUUGACUUCCUCACAACUAUGUUUGCGACGCACCAUGACUGAAUAAGGUCACCGGGAAGAAACAGUACACUUCGACUGGUACUAAGCCGUAAAUGAAGCGAGCCUUGUUCCAAUUUUCGAAUGUUGGCACCGAAUCGACGAA